Molecule: messenger RNA, 4344 nt
Organism: Conger conger (European conger)
Lineage: Eukaryota; Metazoa; Chordata; Actinopteri; Anguilliformes; Congridae
Product: neutral cholesterol ester hydrolase 1-like
Exons: 5
Coding region: 97-1320 (407 amino acids)
Cellular component (GO): membrane
Molecular function (GO): carboxylic ester hydrolase activity
Source: RefSeq, a predicted model, not a curated record
UCACAGUGGCGCACCAACAUACUUCCUCCGAAUAAGAUUUAUUUCGUCAUUCUACCGAAGUCAUCUGCACAAUAACGUGGACGGCACAUUGUGGCAAUGAAGCGGGUUUUUGCUGUUACCUGCUUACUGACAGCUGUCGCUUAUUACAUUUACAUCCCUCUGCCAAGUACAAUUUCGGAACCAUGGAAACUGAUGCUACUAGACGCAACGUUUCGAAGUGCCAUACGAUUGGGAAAUCUGGUCCAUGACUUGGGCCUCAUUCACCACAUCCACGUGCUGAACUUUGCAGUGAACCACUUUGAGAUGCAGGCCCCAGAGUCGAGCGAGGGCGUGCGGGUGCAGGAUAUGUCCUUAAGCGGAGUGCAGGUGCGACUCUUUGAGUCCACUCGAGGGGAGGAGGGCCAGCUGAAGAGGGGCGUGAUCUACCUCCAUGGAGGGGGCUGGGCCCUUGGGAGUGCCAGGAUUCGGUCCUAUGACUUCCUCUGCAGGAAAAUGGCAGAGGAGCUGAAUGCCAUCAUUGUGUCUGUGGAUUACCGGCUGGCCCCGGACGUGCAUUUUCCCAAGCAGUACGAUGAUGCUCUUCAGGCCUCCAGGCAUUUCCUCACUCCGGAGUUUCUGGACCGGUUCUCUGUGGAUCCGGACCGGGUCGCAGUGUCAGGAGAUAGUGCUGGAGGAAACCUGGCAGCAGCAGUAGCCCAGGAGCUAGCCAUGGAUAACACCACUUCCAUCAAAUUCAAGCUCCAGGCCUUAAUCUACCCUGUGCUGCAGGCCUUGGACUUCAACACGCCCUCGUACCAGCAGAACCGAGAUGUACCCAUACUGUACCGUCCCCUCAUGGCCAAGUUCUGGCUGGUGUACCUGGGCGGGGACCCCAGCUUCGUCCAGGCCAUGCUGACCAACAACCACUCUGCCCUGGACCAAAAUCAGGCCGCACUGGGCCGCGCCAAACUCAACUGGACACUGCUACUCCCGCCCGCCGUGAAGAGGCACUACAAGCCCGUGGUGCAGGCCCAUGGGACAACCCGAAUCGUCGAAGAGAUACCAGCGCUACUGGACGUGCGAGCUGCACCCCUUCUGGCCGAGCGGGAUGUCCUUAUCAGGACCCCACGGGCAUACAUCCUGACCUGCGAGCACGACGUGCUUCGAGACGACGGGCUGAUGUACGGGCGUCGUCUGCAGGAGGCGGGCGUGGACGUUACCAACGACCACUACGAGGACGGUUUCCACGGCUGCAUGAUCUUUGCAUUCUGGCCGGCGUACUUCUCGGUCGGCCAGCGGACGGUGAAGAACUACAUCUACUGGCUGGCCCAGAACCUAUAGCCUUUUCGCCCUCUUCAUCUCUCUAUGUCCCUUGUGCCAGACGUAUACACUGUAAUGGCCUGUGUACUGCAACCUUUUAUAUAUAUUUUGUUUUAGCGUAGCAAUAUUUCAUGCAAUGCAACAUGCCAAUGCAAUGAGGCUGUGGAUGCCGAUGUCCUCUGAGGUAGCAUGUGUGUGUGUGUGUUUGUGUAUUGGGGGGGCUUCAGGAAACACUUCAGGGGUGAUACAUUACUGUGUGUUUAGCACAGUCAUCAGAGGAAAACUAAGGCUGUAUGUUUUUAAAGGCAUUCAGUAUAGAAUUGUUUGAAUUUACUGAAAAAAGGCAAAUUAUUGAUUUCAUGGCUUGGGGGGGGGCAUAUGAUAUACUAUAUCAUCAAACCUUGGGGGAUUUUAUGUAGACAUGCAGCCACCAAAAAUCCUCUGACAUUUGGGUUUAAUAAUGCAAUUUAUUUAUUUAAGAAGUACUAUAUAAUGGCUCAUUUUCCCUUAGAGAGAAUUGUAGUAAUGCAUUAGAAGUAGAUUCCAGAAAACAGACAAUAUGAAAGCUAAAAGUGAUGUGUUUAUGAGGCUAUGCAAAACAAGAAGAGAUCUUUCACAAUGUUUUUCCUUUUAUGAGAACACAAAGAUUAACUUUUUUAUGUGAGUUGAGUCGAAAGAAUGGCCAUUUUAAGAAUGGUUUAAGAAAGGCACAUAGCAUAUAGCCGUAGUCCACUUUGAAGAAUGUUGAGAAAAAAAAGAAAAUGUCCUAGUUGCAUGGGGCUCUUUUAACGAUGGCACUGGAGAGCAUUCCGCAGAACUGCUGAAGGGUAAUGCACAUGGGACACCAUACGAAAACAGAAAGGCUUUUGUUCUCCGCGUCCUUUUCCAGUUAAGAUUUUGCACUGAUAAAAUAAUUUGGCACGCAUUUUCAGAAUGGAACCCGCUGCUUUUUAAACAUUCCUUUUCCCCCUCCUUUUGCACAUAUUAUUUGUGUGUUCAAUUAGCAAAUGAGUAUUAUUUGUGUUAGGACUUUUGGUUGUAAGCUUAAUACGCUGUGUUUCACACAACAAUUACCGAUUGAGGGCACAUUUAUCAAAACCCUGGACAAACUUCAGUUUUUUAUCAUUUAUUAUCAAUAUAAUUUGGUCUUUUUGCUCCUGAUAUGAAGCACUUUGAAUGUUCCCUGGUUUGAAUUGUGCCAUAUAAAUAAAUAUGCCUUGCCUUAUGCAGGAAUUUUUAUUUUUCUUUCCAGUUCUAUUACUUUGUGUUGAUAAGAAGGGCACAUAAAUGUGUAUCUUUUGUCAAGAAUCCAUUGGGCACAGAUAAGCACUAUGGAUUGACCAAUAAUUGACACCAGGGGUAGGCACUGUAGCUGCUCUAACCAUGAAAGUGCCCUGGACUGGAUAGAGAACAAACACAUUCUGUGUACACUGUGUAUAUUCUAGUUUGUCAAUGUCAGGGUCAUAUACUUCAGCAUGAUUCCACCUCCUUUACUGUCACUUAUGAUGUCUGUGUUAGCACUAACUAUAAUCUGUUUCAUCUGCUUGCAAUACAUGUCUGGCCGCCUCUGCUAUGAAGAUAGAUUUUUAAGGUAAAGUGUAGUAAAAUGGGAAAAUGAUUAUAAUAAUUUGAUCCCAGCUUGGAAAACACUGAAAUGUUGUUGUUUUUUUUGGUUCACAUACUGUGUGCCCUGCUUCUGUGCCUCUGUGUUUAUGUACUCUACAAGAUUGCUCUGUACUGUAUUACAGUUGGCUCCAGAAUUGUUGGCACCCCUGAUGAAUCUCAAAAAGUGUUGUAAACUCAAAAAUAAUUGUUUAUUGACAUAAACUUUAUUUUCAAACAUGCAUAGAGCUUUAUUCAUGAUUUAAUGGAGCCAACCAAAGUCUUAAAUCUUUCAAAAAAAAAAUUUUUUUCGCAAAAGAAUUCCCCACAAUUAUUGGCACCCCUGGUUUAAUACCCCAGGCAAAGAUAACAGCCAAAAGUAUUUUCCUAUUAUUUGUGAUAAGGUUAGAGAACACAAUUGGAAGGCUUUUUGACCAUUCCUCUUUGUGGAAGAAUCAUUCAGGAUCAUUGAUAUCUUUGGGAUACCCCCUUCUUCAGUUCAGACCACACAGUUUUACUUAACCAUUUCUGUGUGGAUUUUCAUGUAUGCUUGGAGUCAUUGUCUUGCUGGAUAAUCUACCUCAAGCUUCCUAGCAGAGGCAACCAGAUUGCCCAGAUUUCCUUAUAAUCUGCUGAAUUAAUUGUGCCAUUGAUCUUAAAUGGUGCCCCUGGACCACUGGCAGCAAAACAUCUCCAUAUUUGACAGUAGGUACGAGGUGCUUCUCCUUGUAUGCAAUUAAUUUAGCUGCCAAACAUAUUGAUGGUGUGUAUGGCCAAAGCGUGUGACCAUAGCACUAUAAUUCUAAUGAGGUUUGGCAAACUUAAGAUGCUUGGUUUUGUCAAUUGUGCUCAGUUAGGGCUGUCUUCUUGUCACCCUUCCAAAGAGUUGGAAGGUAUGGAGGUGCCAUUUUUUUUUAGAAUCUAUCAAUUCUUAGACUGAAAUCCUUGCGUUACUUAUGGUCUCCUUCACCAUUACUGUCCCUGGGAAUAAUAUGCACAUGCAUCCUCUGCCUGGUAACCAUUCCGUGUGUUUUACUCCUUUCUGUUAUUGCACUUACAGUGCUAAGUGGAAUGUUAACCGUUGAUGUAUGUACCUAUUACCCAAUUUCUUAUGGUCAAUUACCACCUGUGUCUUCUGAAUUGACAGGUCUUUGGCUUUUCCCAUGCUGAUGGUUGACAAAGGGAUUUUGCAUGCUUUUUAUCUAAUUUUUAUACUCUAGUGAAACAGGAAGUGAUUGAAUGACGCAAUAUAGUUCACUUAGGCUGAGAUUAACUAAAUUAAAGUAAAAUGCUAUUGCCAAUUUCACUUUGUUUGAUUUUACUUACAAUAAUCGUUAGGGGUGCCAAUAAUUUUGUGGUUUACAGGAGAUAGAAGACAUUGAAACAUGAGAGUAAAUGUAUUGAAAUAAAAGUAUAUAGUUUCCUGUAUGUUUGAACAUAAAA